Molecule: messenger RNA, 1521 nt
Organism: Mytilus trossulus (common blue mussel)
Lineage: Eukaryota; Metazoa; Mollusca; Bivalvia; Mytilida; Mytilidae
Exons: 7
Coding region: 43-1521 (492 amino acids)
Cellular component (GO): plasma membrane
Source: RefSeq, a predicted model, not a curated record
UCCUUCUUAUACUAUCUUUUUUGUAAAAACAAACAGAGAAACAUGGUUACUUUUUGGAAUAGUUUAACAUUGCAUUUAUUAUUGGAAUUCUAUCAACUUUCGAUAGUAAGGUCAGUAUCCAAUUCUACAAUUCACGUUGUUCCUGGGGAUGAAGUGUUGUUUAACUGCUCUGAAUACUUAACCAUAACAAUUAAAAAUGUCAGCGUUCAAAAUACAGGAGAAUGUAAAAAUAGACAGGAUGACUGUAAUCUCAACAAGAAUGAUCACGAAUUAAUUAAAAGAUGUGAAGGGUAUCCCAGCUGCUUUGUGAACGGAUCUCUUUUAACAUCCUCGUGUCUAUGGGAAGACCUACAUUUCGAUUUGUCAUAUAUAUGCAAGGCUUCGUACGAAUAUGUCGGCUGCUAUGUAGAUAACUCGGAUAGAGUUUUGGAUGAAGAUCACAAAAACAACGAAGAAAUGUCUGCUGAUAUAUGUGUUGGUAUAUGUACUGAGAAGCAAACAUCAUAUAAACAUAAAUACUUUGGAACGCAGUCUAGACAAGAGUGUUUUUGUGGAGAUGGCCAAAGACUGAAUUCUGAACCAUAUUUAAAAAUGAAAGAUUCUGAAUGUAACAUGUACUGUCUACAGCAUGAAGAUGAGAAAUGUGGUGGUGAAUAUAGGAUGUCUGUCUAUAAAAUUCUGCCACAAAUAUCAAGAUAUCAUCCGUGUUUAGAAGUAGACCAGCAAAAUUGGAUUGAGGAUUGUAAAACUAGUCAGUUACAGGAAAAAGGGUUCUGUGUAAAAUUUAACGCUCCUACUACUGACUUGGAUUCUUAUAAAGAAUGUACAAAUAAGGACUAUGAACUCGGUAACCAACUGUAUCAGUUUUGUAGAAACACAACAAGUAACGGAAACUGUGUUUAUAAUCUAGCAAGCAUUUUACAGAAAAUUGAUUUUCAACAAACUACCAAGUAUAUCUCAAUUGGGUAUGCAUGCAAAGUGCCGUUACAAACAACUGAUCAUACUCCUUUUGUAGAAAGAAACACUCAGGCUAGUAUCCCGGUAAUUGUAGUAUCAGUUUUGGUUGUCGUAAUAUUUGCUGCUUUGGUUUUCAUAAUAUUAGUUUUCUACAAAAGACGUCAGAAAGCCAAGAAAUUCAGUUCCUCUGAAAAACUGCAAAAAGAAUUUCAGACAGAUAGCAGCAAUUCAUCUGCUACUAACACUGGAAUGACAUACAUCAAUAUCCCUUCGAUAUAUGAGAAUAUAAAUGAUAAUAAAAUAAUUAAUUGUGGAGAACACAAACAGGAAGGAAACUAUGAAACAUUAUCAACAAAUAGGAGAGCAGCUGAACCUAUGUACGCAUCUACAGAACAUGAAUCUACAGAACCGAGCUUAUCUCGAUAUCAAUCGCUUACUAAUCCACCAGAAUCUGAUAUUCACACUUAUGCGUCAACAGAAUUGGACUCAUCUCAAUAUCAAUCACUUACGAAUCCGAAUCAGUCCGAUAUCCACACUUAUGCGUCAACAGCUUCAAUACAGUAA